Molecule: messenger RNA, 1164 nt
Organism: Phaethon lepturus (White-tailed tropicbird)
Lineage: Eukaryota; Metazoa; Chordata; Aves; Phaethontiformes; Phaethontidae
Gene: LMNA
Product: lamin A/C
Exons: 8
Source: RefSeq, a predicted model, not a curated record
CUGGAAAGCGCCUUGAGCGAAGCCAAGAAGCAGCUGCAGGACGAGAUGCUGCGCCGCGUGGACGCCGAGAACCGGCUGCAGACGCUGAAGGAAGAGCUCGAAUUACAGAAAAACAUUUACAGCGAGGAGCUGCGGGAGACCAUCGACAACGGGCGGCAGCGGGAGUUUGAGAGCAAGCUCUCCGAAGCCUUGCAGGAGCUGCGGAGCCAGCACGAAGCCCAGAUCAGGCUUUACAAGGAGGAACUGGAGAAGACCUACGGGGCGAAGCUAAGCAACGCCAAGCAGUCGGCUGAGAGGAACAGCAACAUGGUGGGUGCUGCCCACGAGGAGCUGCAGCAAACCCACCUCCGCAUCGACAGCCUCUCCUCUGAAGUCAGCCAGCUGCAGAAGCAGUUGGCCGCCAAGGAGGCGAAGCUGCACGAUUUGGAGGAUAUUCUGGCCAGGGAACGCGAGACCAGCCGGCGCCUGCUCUCCGACAAGGAGCGGGAGAUGGCCGAGAUGCGGGCACGCAUGCAGCAGCAGCUGGACGAGUACCAGGAGCUGCUGGACAUCAAGCUGGCUCUGGACAUGGAGAUCAAUGCCUACCGCAAGCUGCUGGAGGGCGAGGAGGAGCGGCUGAGGCUGUCCCCCAGCCCUUCCUCCCACAAAGGUGCAUCCCGUAGCCACUUGUCCACCCCGGGCUCCUCCAAGAAGAGGAAGCUGGAAGACAGCGAGAGUCGGACCAGCUUCUCCCACCACGCCCGGACAAGCGGCCGCGUCGGUGUGGAGGAGGUGGACUUGGAGGGCAGAUUCGUCCGUCUCAGGAACAAGUCCAACGAGGACCAGGCGAUGGGGAACUGGCAGGUCAAGCGGCAGAAUGGAGAUGAUCCCCCCAUCACCUACCGCUUCCCCCCGAAGUUCACCCUGAAGGCUGGCCAGGUGGUCACGAUCUGGGCCUCAGGGGCUGGGGCGACCCAUAGUCCCCCCAGCAACGUGGUGUGGAAAGCCCAGAGCAGCUGGGGCUCCGGGGACAGCCUGCGCACUGCCCUGAUCAACUCCAACGGGGAGGAGGUGGCCAUGCGGAAACUGGUCCGCACCGUGAUCAUCAACGAUGAAGAUGAGGAUGAGGACGACGAUGAAGUUAUCCACCACCGCCAUCACCACGUGAGUACCGCGCUGGGGAAG